Molecule: messenger RNA, 645 nt
Organism: Gossypium arboreum
Lineage: Eukaryota; Viridiplantae; Streptophyta; Magnoliopsida; Malvales; Malvaceae
Exons: 5
Coding region: 1-645 (214 amino acids)
Molecular function (GO): nucleic acid binding
Source: RefSeq, a predicted model, not a curated record
AUGUUUCAUCUGCUUAAGAAUUUUGACUGCACCAUCGAGUAUCAUCUUGGUAAGGCCAAUGUGGUGGCCGAUGAGUUGAGUCGUAGAGCCAUAACUGAUCUGAGAGUAAUGUUCGCUCGACUUAGUCUUUUCGAUAAUGAGAAUCUAUUGGUUGAGAGUGGUGUUACUACUGAUUUUGGGAUUAACAGUGAUGGGGUAUUAUGUUUCUAUAGUCGGAUUUGUGUGCCAAAAGAUGGGGAUUUAAGGCAGUCGAUUCUGAGGGAGCAAGUUAAGGCUAAGCAUCAGUUACUUUCGGGUUUGCUACAGCCGAUAAAGAUAUCGUUAUGGAAACAAUGGACUUCGUUAGUGGUGAGGCUACAUGGGGUACCGACCUCAAUCAUCUCUGAUAGGGAUCCUCGUUUCAUGUCUCAGUUCUGUAAGAAGCUUCAUGAGGCUCUAGGUUCAAGAUUAGACUUCAGUACUGCUUUCCAUGCUCAGACAAAUGGUCAAUUGGAUAGGUUGGAGCUACCUUCAGAGUUAGAUCGCAUACAUGAUGUGCUUCACGUCUCAAUGUUGAGACGCUAUUACACUGAUCCCACGCACAUUGUUUUUGUGGAGGAGAUUGAGGUUAGGCCAGAUCUAACAUUUGAGGAGGAGCCGAUUUAG